UUGAGAUUCAAUGUUUCUGAACUCUUGUGUACUAUUAAUAUAAUAAAUAAUUAUAAGAAUCUCUUUUCUUGAUUUUGGCUUAAGCAUAACAUGCCUGUCUUAAUGUUUCUUUGCCAUCAAUUUUAUUGUGUUCAUUUUCUUACCUUAUCUGUCUUGGAAUAGGAACAAAUCACUCAUUUAGUUUUUCAUUGAGGUUCCAGAAUCUUGAUACAUCUGUCUGACUCUGUCGUCUGGUGCCUGCAUUGGAUAAGUUCCUGGAUAUAGGAAGAAUGGCCAUGACAUUUACCCCCUUGUCAUGGUUGCUUUGGAGUGGAAAACAUCAAGAACCCAAAAUUUCUAAUGGUUCCUCUUUAAAUUCAUCACCUGAUUCGUUAUUGUGGGAAUCGGAUACUUUGAAGUUUCCUCUUGAUCGCAGGAGGGACAUGGCUUCCUCAUCAAGAAAGGUUAAGCGAAAAUGGCAGAGUCGUGAGGAGCGAAAGAUUGACAGGGAAUAUGAUAUUGUUAUUGUGCCAUCAGAUGGUGGAUGUGUUUCAGGGUCUGAGUCUGAGGAUUCAGAUUGGUCAGUUGGAUGGUUGGAGCCUCAUGGACCUGGAUUCAAUAGUGAUGAUGAUUUAGAUGAUAGCUUUGCUGUGCUUGUUCCUUGCUAUGGCUACGGUUGUGCAAAUGUGGAAGAAAAUGCACAAGAUAAGUUUCUGCAAGCCAUCGCAAACUUGAAGGACAUAUAUGCUACUGAGAAUAAGAAGUAUAUGGAGCACUGGGUCUCAUCUCUGAGGAAUCACUGAAAUCCAGCAGCGCCUAUGGUGCUGAUCAAAACUUGUUUUCUGCUGCUUAUCCUGAUUCUAUGUUGCAGUGGAUCAAACUUGAGCUGUUACGGUUACUCACUACAAGCUUAGAUAUGAACUCUAUAGAAAUAUGAAGAUAUGAUAUCCUAAAACAAAAAAAAAAUGUCUGGAAAUAAUGUAUAUUUGUAGAAAGAGGAGUGAGUUUGAAGGACGCUAAUAUUUGAGGAGAAGAAACAGCAGACGAUAUAGGCAUCUGCUGCUUCCUAUCCACUCUCAAAAAGAAAAA
Solanum verrucosum is the source of this 1068-nucleotide messenger RNA. RefSeq lists its product as uncharacterized. Lineage: Eukaryota; Viridiplantae; Streptophyta; Magnoliopsida; Solanales; Solanaceae. The record is from RefSeq and is a predicted model, not a curated record. The transcript has 2 exons. Bases 270 to 782 code for a protein of 170 amino acids.